Messenger RNA from Carlito syrichta (Philippine tarsier), 3125 nucleotides. RefSeq names its product zinc finger protein 668 (gene ZNF668). The coding region runs from base 1048 to 2904 and encodes 618 amino acids. Gene Ontology annotation, molecular function: RNA polymerase II cis-regulatory region sequence-specific DNA binding; DNA-binding transcription factor activity. The record is from RefSeq and is a predicted model, not a curated record. NCBI's taxonomy places the organism in Eukaryota, Metazoa, Chordata, Mammalia, Primates, Tarsiidae. Gene Ontology annotation, biological process: regulation of transcription by RNA polymerase II. The transcript is spliced from 3 exons.
CCGCCGUGGGCGCGUCCGUUGGGGACCGCGUACGGGAGCGCGCCUGCGCACUGAGACCCUUACCCUAACUGCAGCCGCGCGCCCCAAAGGGUGGCUGUGGGGGGGCUCUCGCGCUCCCACACACCCACACUCAGCCAGGGCUCCCGGGAGGUGGGGGGGAGGGAAAUGAGGAAAAAGAGAAAGGGAAGGGGGAAGAAGGUAGAGGGAAGAGGGCGCAGCUGGCAUGAGCCGGGAGACUACCCCCAGCGCGGACACUUCCUAUUGUUACUAGGAAACAGGAAGUGUCCUAGGUGCAAAAGCUUCCCCCGCGAAACUUCCGCCUCCGGAGCACUUCCUGUCCCGCCUCCAAGCCGCCUUUUCAUACAGACAUUUCCGGUGCCAGGCUCUAGCCCUAAACGACUCUGGCUCCGCCUAUUAAGGUCACAUGGCCGCAAAUAUACGCCCUAUCUUAGCCACACUUCCGGCAAGAGCUGUAAAACUCUGGUGCAGGUUGAAUAGGCGCAGAAGAGGGAAAAAUAUCUUGCAGGCCUGGCCACAGUACUUUGGUGACACUUUUUGUGAGGGUCCCUCCAAGACUCUUCCCCAGACAGAUGGGGAAAACUUCAUUAAAUCCACUCCUCGCUGUUAAAGGAAACAUGGACUAUAAGAGGAUUUAGGUACUACGAAGCUUGAGCACGACCUUCUGUUCUCCCACUUUCUCGUUCUUGGAGACGCUUCCGGUGACCCAGCCCCAGACUAGCACUAGCCCGGUGUAUGCCGCCAACCUGUCCGGCGUCCCCUCCCCUUAGCACCCACAGAGACCUCUUGCAAGUUGUUCUCCGCCACCACAGCUAGAGGCUCCCCCCUAAACUUUUCCUUCCCUUCCAGCCGGGAAAGGUUCCUUCCACUUCCGCUCGCUGCCCGCCGGCCCCGCCUCCUCUGCCCCCCGCUGGGUCCUAGCGCCGGCCCCUCUCUGGCAGCGUCCUGGGCUCCAUCCGUGUGAGAAGCCGACGCCGACGCCAGCGAACCAGCUCAAGUCCGAGCAGAGGAGUCCCGCCUACCAAGGCCAUGGAGGUGGAGGCCGCGGAGGCCCGGUCCCCAGCUCCAGGCUACAAGCGCUCCGGCCGCCGCUACAAGUGCCUGUCUUGUACCAAGACAUUUCCAAAUGCGCCCCGGGCUGCACGCCAUGCUGCCACACACGGGCCUGCAGACUGCUCAGAGGAGGUGACCGAGAAGCCAAAGCCAGAGACAGAACCCAAGACGGAGGAAGCCAGUGGGGACAAGGUGUCGGGUUCCGCGGCGAAGCCCAGGCCUUACGCGUGCCCGCUGUGCCCCAAGGCCUACAAGACGGCACCCGAGCUGCGCAGCCACGGGCGCAGCCACACCGGAGAGAAGCCCUUCCCGUGCCCCGAGUGCGGCCGCCGCUUCAUGCAGCCCGUGUGCCUGCGCGUGCACCUGGCCUCGCACGCGGGCGAGCUGCCCUUCCGCUGCGCGCACUGCCCCAAGGCUUACGGCGCGCUCUCCAAGCUCAAGAUCCACCAGCGCGGCCACACGGGCGAGCGGCCCUACGCCUGCGCCGACUGCGGCAAGAGCUUCGCCGACCCUUCGGUGUUCCGCAAGCACCGGCGCACUCACGCAGGUCUGCGGCCCUACGGCUGCGAGCGCUGCGGCAAGGCCUACGCCGAGCUCAAGGACCUCCGCAACCACGAGCGGUCCCACACUGGAGAGCGCCCCUUCCUCUGCUCCGAGUGCGGGAAGAGCUUUUCCCGCUCGUCCUCGCUCACGUGCCACCAGCGCAUCCACGCGGCGCAGAAGCCUUACCGCUGUCCAGCCUGUGGCAAGGGCUUCACGCAGCUCAGCUCCUACCAGAGCCACGAGCGCACGCACUCGGGUGAGAAGCCCUUCUUGUGCCCGCGCUGCGGCCGCAUGUUCUCCGACCCCUCGAGCUUCCGGCGCCACCAGCGGGCACACGAGGGCGUGAAGCCUUACCGCUGCGAGAAGUGCGGCAAGGACUUCCGACAGCCGGCCGACCUGGCCAUGCACCGGCGGGUGCACACGGGCGACCGGCCGUUCAAGUGCCUGCAGUGCGACAAGACGUUCGUGGCGUCCUGGGACCUCAAGCGGCACGCGUUGGUGCACUCCGGCCAGCGGCCCUUCCGCUGCGAGGAGUGCGGGCGAGCCUUCGCCGAGCGCGCCAGCCUCACGAAGCACAGCCGGGUGCACUCGGGCGAGCGCCCCUUCCACUGUAACGCCUGCGGGAAGUCCUUCGUGGUGUCCUCCAGCCUGAGGAAGCACGAGCGGACCCAUCGAAGCAGCGAGGCCGCAGGGGCUCCCCAACAGCAGGAGCUGGUCGUGGGCCUGGCGCUGCCUGUGGGUGUGGCGGGCGAGGGCUCCGCCGCCCCGGCCGCAGGCGCAGGGCUGGGGGAUCCUCCGGCGGGGCUGCUGGGGCUGCCCCCCGAGGCAGGCGGCGUGAUGGCCACACAGUGGCAAGUGGUGGGCAUGACGGUGGAGCACGUGGAGUGCCAGGAUGCCGGUGUUGGGGAGGCUCCUGGUCCCCUGGGGGGGGCGGGCGAGGUUGGCGGGGAGGAGGCUGAUGAGAAGCCACCACAGUUUGUGUGCCGCGAGUGCAAGGAGACCUUCGCCACGCUGACGUUGCUGCGUCGGCACGAGCGCUCACACCCGGAGCUUCGGCCCUUUCCCUGCACCCAGUGCGGCAAGAGCUUCUCAGACCGGGCUGGGCUGCGCAAGCACAGCCGCACCCACAGCUCUGUGCGCCCCUACACCUGUCCCCACUGCCCUAAGGCCUUCUUGAGCGCCAGUGACCUGCGCAAGCACGAACGCACCCACCCUGUGCCCAUGGGAACCCCCACGCCCCUGGAGCCCCUCGUGGCUUUGCUAGGAAUGCCUGAAGAGGGGCCCGCCUGAAGCCCAUUCCCUCCUCCACCACAAUCCAAGAGGCGGGUCCCCACAGGGUGCCCCCUGAAUCUCCUCUUGCCCCAUCUCACUCUUUAGACUCCAGAUCCCUGCCCCUAGACAACUAGCUCACCCGUCGCCCAGCCAGAAGAAUUGGGACACUGGAGACUGGCAGCUGCUGUGAGAGACACGAUUCUCUCCGAGCAACACUCAUUAAAGCUUUCACUUUGGCA